Messenger RNA from Populus euphratica (Euphrates poplar), 2372 nucleotides. RefSeq names its product wall-associated receptor kinase 5-like. Bases 328 to 2118 code for a protein of 596 amino acids. Gene Ontology annotation, molecular function: ATP binding; calcium ion binding; polysaccharide binding. Gene Ontology annotation, biological process: protein phosphorylation; cell surface receptor signaling pathway. Gene Ontology annotation, cellular component: plasma membrane. NCBI's taxonomy places the organism in Eukaryota, Viridiplantae, Streptophyta, Magnoliopsida, Malpighiales, Salicaceae. The transcript is spliced from 3 exons. The record is from RefSeq and is a predicted model, not a curated record.
GAUUCAUUACUGGGGCAUCAUUGACUCAUGACUUCGGAUGGGAUCUUUUCCGAACGUGAAAGAAUAGAAAACUAAAUAAAAUAAGUCUAAUUACAUCACAGUUUGGUUCAUUUUGGAUUGCUAUAAAAGAAAGAUCGAAGAAAGGACUCGCAAGAUUUCAUUGACCUGAUCAUCUCGGAAGUGGUCAUAUGAUGAGUGUUUUCUGUGAGACUCUCAUUCCUAUAUAUUGUCUACCAGGAAAUGAAGUUGCACAAUUAAAAAUUAGCGGGAGAGAUUUGGUUUGGAGCUUCUUUGUAUACAUAUAUUAAGUUGGGUGGUGUACAGGAAAUGAUACUUCAGAGGUGGGGGUUUUUGCCGAUGAUGCUGCUGCUAGUAGUGGCUGCAAUAACAGGAGCAACAGUAAAUCCAGAUGUGAGAGAUGGCUGCCAAGAAAGGUGUGGGGAUGUUAUUGUUCCUUACCCGUUUGGGAUUGGGGAACAAAGAUGUGCCAUGAAUGCGAACUUCUUUUUAAAUUGCAAUUCCACUGAUGAUGGUCAUCAUGAACUGCGGUUUGGAGAGAACAUGCCUGCUCGCAAUAUAUCAUUGCUGAAUGGCACAGUCACUGUAGGCAUUGAUCCAUCGUCCGAUUGCUAUAACAAGUCAGGGAGGCAGUCGUGGCUUUUCAAUCAGUCUAUCUCACUUGGAUCAGGCCCCUUCACAUUUUCAGACGCUCGAAAUAUGUUCACAGCAGUUGGUUGUGAUACCAUUGCCAUGGUGACCAACGAGGACAUAACAUUCGGGGCUGCUUGUCUCUCUUUAUGCACUAUAAAUGUUACCAUGUCAAAGAAUAAUUCCUGCUCAGGUUCUGGAUGCUGCCAGACCUCGAUUCCAAAGGGUCUCAAGUCUCUGGAUAUUACCAUUCAGAGCUUUCGCAACCACACGGAUGUUUUCGAAUUUAACCCCUGUGGCUUUGCUUUCCUUGAGGACAAAGACUCCCUUGACCUGUCGGAUUGGCCACUCUCCCGAACUCCAAAACUUAAUGAUACAUCAAAUGUUGUGAUCGAAUGGGUAGCUCAAACCGAGAAAUGCGAAAAUGCUCAGGCCAAUAAGAGUUCAUAUGCUUGUGGCAUCAAUACAAAUUGCUACUACUCUGAUAAUGGUCAAGGAUAUCGUUGCGCAUGCAAUGAAGGGUUCGAAGGAAACCCAUAUCUUGAAAAAGGAUGCCAAGAUAUUGAUGAGUGCAAGUAUCCUGAAACAUACACAUGUUACGGUAAAUGCCACAACACCAUUGGGGAUUACGAAUGUAAAUGUUCACUUGGCAUGCAUGGUGAUGGCAAAGUAGGUUGUCAAGGAUUUGCUAUCACUACCAUUAUAGCAGUCGUGGGCGCCAUAGUUUCCCUGGUGAUUAUUUGUCUAUUGCUCUUCAUGAUCUUGAGUAAAAGAAGAAAGGACAAGAACUUCAGAGAAAAUGGGGGAACCGUUUUAAAGCAUCAAAGAGUAAGGAUUUUCAGUGAGGCAGAGCUGACAAAAGCAACCACCAAUUAUGAUGAUGAUAAAAAAAUCGGGGAAGGUGGUUUCGGUUCAGUUUACAAAGGAGUUUUAGCAGACAAUACAGUAGUCGCUGUCAAGAAGUCCAAGGGGGUGGGAACUCUCGGCUACCUGGAUCCAGAGUAUCUUAUGACGGGUAAUUUAACUGAAAAAAGUGAUGUCUAUAGCUUUGGGGUAGUUCUUGUGGAGCUUCUCACUGGGGAGAAGCCAAACUCAAAUGCCAAGUCAGGAAAUAAACGGAACUUUAUUCAGUACUUCAACUCAGCAUUGGAAAAUAAUGAUCUUUUUGGGAUUUUGGAUUUUCAAGCAGCUGAUGAAGCUGAGAUGGAUGAGAUAGAAGCUGUUGCUGAGCUUGCUAAAAGAUGUCUGAAUAGCGUAGGAGUAAACCGCCCAUCCAUGAAGGAAGUGUCAGAAGAGCUUGCUAAGCUGAAAGCCCUUAAUCAGAAAUCAUGGGCCCAGCAAAAUAGCGACGAGACAGAGCACUUGCUAGGCGAAUCAUCACAAUCUUUCCGCAACAACGCAAGUCCUCCCACGAGUCAAUCCCAAACUGUCAUAUCCUUCGAGAUUGAAAACUACACCGAUAGCAUUUAAAAUUUGAAUUUGCCAAGGAAACAUGCUGCAUUUUCGGAGGGCCAAGAAAUGGCUGUCAAGCUUGUACUAAAUAGUUUGUUUGAUUAAGUUGUAGCUUUAUUGGUAGUGAUUGAGUAUUAUUGUCUCCAGGAUCCUGCAAGCUCAACAUGUUUCUGGAUUUAUCCUUUCUUCUCUCGUCGUGUAAAGUAAAAAUUGUGGGUUUACAGGAUAAAGAUCAUAAUAAAGCGAUUAAUUUACCUAGCAUGGUAGAUUUU